AUGACGUCGUACUUGAUCUUCUUGACUUGCAUCAUCAGAUCUUCGAUGACCGCUUCCGAUGCAAGCGUGGUUUUCAAAGAAAAUUCACUACUAGCCACAGCGAAUUUGGACAUCUUCAACAAAUCUUUUUCUGUUAUGAAAGCGACGUUCAGAGGGAACUCUAUAACUGUCUUAAAAAAGGGAAAGAUCCUUCCAGGACACGAAAAAAGCAUACGUGAGCUCGACUUCUCCAAGAAUAGAAUCUCUCAUAUUGAAAGUGGAACGUUCUCAGGAUUCAAAAAUCUCAACAAGCUUUAUCUGAGCUUCAACAGACUGAAUCAAAUUAAAAGGGAUCACUUCUUAGGAUUGGAGGAACUACACCAGCUUUUCCUUGAAAGUAACAAAAUCAAAAAUCUUGCGGAUGGCGUUUUUGAACACCUAACCAAUCUCAGGAAACUGGUCUUAGACGGAAACAAAAUUAAAUUCAGGAUGGGCAUGUUCAUUGGAUUAGAUUCGCUAGAGGAACUGAGCUUAGACAACUGUGGCAUUGAAUAUCUGGACGAGAACGUGUUUGAGCUAUUGCCUCAGCUGAAGAAACUUUCUCUAAGAGGGAAUCCAUUCACAGAAGUGCCUUUAGCCAUCAAAUCUCUCUUCGUUUUGGAAGAUUUGGAUAUUAGCAACACGAACCUAGCCGAGUUGCACGAACAAUCAUUGAAGGCCGAUCAUGUGUUAAAGCAACUCUACAUAUCCGACAUGCCUUUUCUUUACGCCAUCCAAGACUGCGCCUUCUGUGGGCUCCAAAAGCUUGAGGUCGUUCAUAUGGACAACUGUUCACAUCUACGUGAAAUCCACCCCAAUGCCUUCGGUUGGUCUACGCUCAAUGAGAGAAAAGUCGGCACCCUCAAAUAUUUCUAUGUCGAGCACUGUAAACUGCAGAUGAUUAGCGAGGACCUAUUGCCAUGGGAUACAUUGGAUGAAUUGGGAAUAGGAGGAAAUCCAAUCAACUGUAACUGUGAAACAGCCUUUCUCCUCGAUGAUGAGUACUACUCAUAUGAGUACACUAAUACAGUUCCGAAAUGUGCUGCACCGCCAGAGUUAAAAGGUCGUCCACUGACAAAAGUUGCACAAUCAGACGCUUGUCCUUCUAAAGCGAGUGUAGAGAGAAACAGUCGAAUCGCAGGAAUAUUUAUGGUGCUUCUCAUUCUCGUGUUCUGCACCACUGGAAUAUACCUCUGCGUAAUAACCAAACGAUGGGAGAUGUUUUUGCGACACAUUCAGAACCCUCCACUCUUGUACUCAUACCUCGCAAACAAGGAUGAUCAACAAGGGCUUGAGCACGAUUUCCAGUCGCAACCGCAGGACGUUUGA
Messenger RNA from Necator americanus (New World hookworm), 1347 nucleotides. RefSeq lists its product as uncharacterized. Lineage: Eukaryota; Metazoa; Nematoda; Chromadorea; Rhabditida; Ancylostomatidae. Gene Ontology annotation, molecular function: protein binding. The record is from RefSeq and is a predicted model, not a curated record. The transcript is spliced from 11 exons. Gene Ontology annotation, cellular component: extracellular matrix. The coding region runs from base 1 to 1347 and encodes 448 amino acids.